This is a messenger RNA of Liolophura sinensis, 2376 nucleotides long. RefSeq names its product probable ATP-dependent RNA helicase DDX27. Lineage: Eukaryota; Metazoa; Mollusca; Polyplacophora; Chitonida; Chitonidae. Gene Ontology annotation, molecular function: nucleic acid binding; ATP binding; RNA helicase activity. The record is from RefSeq and is a predicted model, not a curated record. Gene Ontology annotation, cellular component: cytosol. The transcript has 21 exons. The coding region runs from base 1 to 2376 and encodes 791 amino acids.
AUGUCAGCGCUCACAAGUUUAGGAUUUGUGCCAACGAUAGAGGAAGGAGAUGACGUUCCUGAAUACAGUGAAAGCUCAGGAUCAGAGGCCGAGGAAGUGGCAAAGAGAGUGAAAAAGAAAAAGAAGACGCAAAAGCAUGAUUUUAAUCAGAGCUUCAAUUUUAAUGACCAGUUUGAUGAUGAUACCGGGUAUGAUUUCACUUCUGUGCUAAAAUUUGCCAAAAAACAAGUCCAUUCAACAACUCUUGAUGAAAAGAUUGCCAAGAUUCGCCGUCAGAGAAGGAAAGAUCCUGCAGAGAUCAAUGGCGGAGAAGAGACUGAGAAUACUGAGCCAGUUGUGGAAGAUGGGAAUGGUGACGAGGAGGAGGAAGAACUGGAGGAGGAUGUGGAAUCCUCAGAUGAGGAAAUGGCUGCUGAUACAAUAAAAACGAAGCAAAAGAGGAAGAGAAAACGAAAACGGAAGAAUGGAGAGGAGAUCGACGAGGAGGGGGAGAAAGUCCAGUUCACAGAGAGCAUAGACAGUGUUGAUCAGAGGCUCACUUUCCCGGACAUGAACAUUUCUAGGCCUUUGUUAAAGGCUUUAGGCAAGAUGAACUUUGAGCAGCCCACACCGAUACAGGCUGCUACCAUACCCGUGGCUUUACUGGGAAGAGAUAUCUGUGCGUGCGCUGUGACGGGCUCAGGGAAGACUGUGGCAUUCAUGCUGCCUGUGCUGGAGAGGUUACUUUACAAACCCAAACAGACGCCAGUUACACGAGUGCUUGUGUUAGUGCCCACAAGAGAACUGGCUGUCCAGGUACAUCAAGUGGCCAAGCAGUUAGCUCAGCACUCUAACAUUGACAUCACACUCUCUACAGGUGGGCUGGAUAUUAAAGCACAGGAAGCAGUUUUAAGACUUGGUCCUGAUGUCGUCAUAGCAACCCCAGGUAGAUUGAUUGAUCACCUUCACAACUCGCCAAACUUCAGUUUACAUAAUGUGGAGAUUCUGGUGUUAGAUGAGGCUGACAGAAUGCUGGAUGAGGUCUUCGCAGAGCAGAUGAAGGAAGUGAUUCGUCUGUGUUCACGGACGCGGCAGACCAUGCUGUUUUCAGCAACGAUGACAGACGAGGUGAAAGACUUGGCAGCUGUGUCUUUGAACGAUCCAGUGAAGAUAUUUAUAAAUGAGAACACAGAUGUGGCUCACAGUCUGCGGCAGGAGUUCGUCAGGAUACGGCCCAGCAGGGAGGGAGACAGAGAGGCCAUAGUCUCAGCUUUAGUUUGUCGGACCUUCCGGGACCACUGUAUAGUGUUUGUACAGACAAAGAAACAGGCUCAUCGUCUUCACAUCAUCUUGGGGUUGCUAGGGGUGAAUGUUGGAGAGCUACAUGGCAACCUGUCUCAGGCCCAGAGACUAGAAACUCUGAAGAAGUUCAAGGACUCUGAGAUUGAUGUUUUGCUCGGGACGGAUUUAGCAGCCAGAGGUCUGGACAUAGAAGGAGUUAAAACUGUGAUCAAUUUUACCAUGCCAGCAACAGUCAAGCAUUACGUACAUCGGGUGGGGCGUACAGCUCGAGCAGGCAAGAGCGGAAGAUCGGUAAGCCUGGUGGGAGAACAGGAGAGGAAACUGUUGAAGGAACUAGUGAAGAAAGCUCGAACAGCUGUCAAGAGCAGAGUCAUUCCACAAGAGGUGAUUGGGAAAUACAGAGACAAGAUCACAAAAAUGGAGCCUGAUAUAAAGAAAGUGAACAUCGAGGAAUUGGAGGAGAAGGAACUGAAGGCCUCUGAAGACAAAAUGAAGAGGGCUGAGAAAUUACUGGAGAACCCCAAAGAUCAGGGGGGACAACCCAAGAGAAUUUGGUUUCAGAGUCACAAGGAGAAAAUGAGAGAAAAAGCGGGACUCAGACUGGCUCAUCUCAAAGGCAUCAAAAAUCAGACAGGAAAGAACAAGAAAAAAAUCACUCCAGAAGAUCGAGUAAACUUUGAGUUGACAAAAGCUCAACUUUAUGCUCAUCGAACCUCAAAGAAAGCUUUCCGACCCAAACGUAUCCGAGCUUACAACGACGCUGAGGAGAUUGCUGCACCAAAGAAGAAACGCAAGGGCAAAAAGUCCACCUUUGACCAGGAAUUGACCAAUACCAGUAAGAAGGCAGUCAAGAUGCUGAGAAAGGGACCGUCUUACCAAGAGAGAAAGGAGAUGGGGUUAGUCGGGAAGCACAAAGGAGGUCGACCCUACGGGGGCGGUGGUGGUGGUGGCGGUGGUGGCGGUAAAGGGAAGCCAUCAUUCCCUGGAAAGUCUCAUAAACAGAAAGGAAAACAAAGAAUUUUCAUAGAAAAGUUCUACAGCCUUAUUCAGUUACAAGAGAUGACUGUUGAUAACAGUUUUGGUGAAAAUUGGUGA